UGCGAAUAUGAAAUCGAGGCAACAGGAAAUAGAAUUUUGAUUAUCUCCCUUACUGUCAGAAUUUGCAACUUGUCAAAUUUUAAUUGGAAAAGAUGAAAAUUUAGAAACAACGAUGGACAAGGAGACUUUAUACGAAAGUCUCUCACUCUGGUUGGACACUUUCAACCUUGACUCUCCCCAUCAAUCCCCAGAACAACUUAGUGAUGGCAUUGCCAUGGCAAAAGUUUUACAUCAAAUUGCACCAGAUUAUUUUAAUGAAGGUUGGUUAAAUAGAAUCAAAACAGAGGAUGUGACCAACUGGCGACUUAAAGUCAGCAAUUUAAAGAAAAUACUCAAAGGCAUUUUAGAAUACAAUCUGGAGAUAUUGGGAAUACAGAUCCAUGAUUUUCAGAUGCCUGAUGUAAAUGCUAUAGGAGAGCACAGUGACCAUGGUGAGUUAGGUAGGCUGCUGCAAUUGAUUUUAGGAUGUGCAGUAAACUGUACAGAGAAACAAGAGUAUAUUCAGCGUAUUAUGUCCAUGGAAGAAUCCGUUCAACAUGUUGUUAUGACUGCCAUACAAGAGCUGAUGACCAAAGAAAUCACAACAGAUGUAGAUUCUGAAGUGGGUGAACAGUUGAAGAGAACUGUAGAAGAGUUAAACAGUGCAAUAGAAGCCAAAGAAGAACUGAUGCAGCGAUGUCAUGAAUUAGAUUUACAGGUGACGGUCCUCGUUGAAGAAAAACAAAAUCUUUCCUUAGAGAAUGAGAAGUUAUCAGAACGGCUCAAUCAGGCGGAGAAUCUUGAUGAUCCCAGUACACCUGCGGGAAAGCGGUUCCAGUUAAUUCAACACCAGUUAGAACAAUGUCAGGAGGAAAAUUAUAAACUAGAAUCAACCAAAGAUGAUUUCCGGAUAAAAGUGGAAGUUUUACAGAAAGAAAUAAAUGAGUUAAAGGACAAGAAUUCUGAAUUGUUGACUCAGACAGAGGAAUGUAGAGGCCUGAAAGAUGAACUUGAUGACCUUCGACAAGCAGCCGAACAAGUUGUGAAAUAUGAAGUUCAGAUUGAAUCAUAUAAAAGAAAGAUGGAUGAACUGAGUGACUUGAGAGGACAGGUGAAAUUGUUGGAAGAUAAGAAUACAAAAUACAUGCAGGAAAAUCUUGAAUUACAAGAGGACAUCAGAAAAUCAGGGACAGUUAAACAGCAGCUUGAUGUAUACAAGCGACAGGUACAUGAGUUACAGAGCAAACUAACAGAGGAGACUAAGCGCGCUGACAAGGCAGACUUCGAGAAUAAACGCGUGAAUGAGAAAGUUUCAACGUUAAUGAGAGAAAAAGAGAGGGUUUUGAUAGAGAGAGAUUCUCUACGUGAAAUGAAUGAGGAACUGAGAUGUAGACCAGUGGAACAUAGAAUUGUUACCGAGCGUGAUUCUUUACGGGAAGUGACGGAGGAACUGAAAUGUACGCAGGCUGUGAAUGUAGGUGCGGGGGCCGGCGAUGAUCUCUCAGCCACGUCACAAAUGGAGAUGUUGUCAUUACCACCAGAAAUCAAAGAAAAAAUUUUAAGAUUGGAGCAUGAAAACAAAAUGUUGAAGUUGAAGAGUUCUGGUGACAAUGAUGAGCAGUCCCAGGUUAUACAGACCAUGUUAGAUGAUGCUAACAGUAGAAAAAAUGAACUUGAAACUGAGAUUAGAUUAGCUAACCAAAAGACAAUGGAGUUGGAGGCCCAGAUCGAAGAUUUACAAGAAAUGGCAAAGUCCACGGUAUCAAACACGGAAAUGAUUGAUCUUAGAAAAAAAUUGGACGAACAGGUUCUGCUUACUCAGCAAAAAGACAAACUUAUUCAAAAGGAGCGUGAUAGUAUAUUAGAAGUGCAAAAAGAGUUGACUGCUCAAAGUGAAGAAGUUGAAAAGUUACGUGAUAAAAUUGAAAAGAAAGAAGAAGAGAAAAGAGUCAUGGAGGAAAGAUAUAAGAAAUAUUUUGAUAAAGCUAGAUCUGUGAUAAAUUCAUUGGAAGCCAAGUCUAAAUCAGGAAACAAUUACCACGAUGUUCAAGCCUUAAAGCAACAGAUACAAGAAAAAGACAAGCUUAUAGAGCAACUUCAGAAAGAUCAGGAGAAAAGUAAAAACACAUUUGAACAAGAAGAGAAGAUGAUGGUAUCUGCCUGGUAUAAUCUGGGUAUUCAGCUUCAUCGUCAGGCAGCCAUUGACAGACUGGAGAACUCACAACCAGGUCAAGCAUUUCUAUCACGACAGCGUCAGGCGCAUUUACGAGGGCAGCCGCGUAUACCAAACUCCCAUAAUAACCCAUCAAGUGAUCUUGACCUGACCUCAACUUCCUGUCUGUCAGCGAAUCAGAAUAGUUCAAUUGUUGAUGGGUGCUUUACCUCCCUGUUUGACUGUUUACUCAUGAAGCUUAGAGACGAAGUCCUUUCCAAAGAGGUUUUGGACACUUUAGAAGAUAUAAGACCAGCAGUUGUUCAUUCUCAACUCCUUUCUGGGCUUCUUGGAGAAAACAAUGAAGAAUUAGGCCUUACAGAAGAAUCUGAAGAUUUUGCUGAAGUCCCUGAUACUCCAGAAGUUGAUAAAAAGUCAUACAAAAAGUUGGACAGGUCACGUGUUCCAUUGCUUUCGCACUCUCUUAGUAGUCUAGUAACUCCUCUAAAAUCUGUUGGUAAUGACACUAUUGAUGAUAUCAGUAAUAAGCAACAUGCCUCAAUAAAUGAAACUGACAUUUAUAUGAAGCAAUCAGACAACUUUGGGGAAAUGGAAUCUGAAGUUUUUCUAGAUGUAAAUGAAGCAGUAAACAAUGAUACAGAAACUGAUGAAAUUGUUGGGAAUCAAACUGCUGUAGACUCCAGAGCUGACAGUAAAGAUUCAAUACCUGACACCAAAGAAAAUGGUACAACACUUUUUAACACAAUUGGUACUUUUAACAAAGUGAACAUUAAGGAAACAGACAAUGAAAAGGAAUUGGGCAAUGAAGAUGUUGCCAGUGUCAGUAAUGCUUCUUUUGCGCAAAAUAGUUUCUUUGAACAGCUGGAAAAGUUUGAAGCUGAAGAUGGGGAAUAUUUUGACAUGGAUAAACAUUAUACACUUACUAAAGACGUUCAAAAUGCAGAUGCAGUUCUUGGAAAUGCUGGUGAAUUAGAAAAUAUUACUUAUUCCCUUGGUGACAAGUCUGAAGAUAUGGCUUAUGCAUUGAGAUCACCAACCAGUGUUGGUAUUGGCCCUCUAGGUAAAGUGGAGCAGUUUACACCUCUAAGAAAUAAACCUGAAAAUGUUCCAAUACAUCUUCAGUCACCAUUUGUAAAGAAAAUCCCAACAGAUAGGGUAACUAAACGAAAAUCAAGAAGGAAGCGAAAAAUAGAUACUAAAGAUUUUGAAGAAGAGAAUAUGGAAUCAAAACAUAUGUUUACUGGUUUUAAAUCUGAAGAGUUCUUUGAUUUGAAUAGCAGCCCUGAAGUAUUGUAAAAGACUAGCAAAGGCAUUUUGGACUUUUUUUUUCUAAAACCUUGUUUUGUUAUAAAUGUUGUUUUAGUGUUAAUUAAGCCGUGUUUUGAAGGUUUCGAUUUUCAAUAAGUUCAUACAAUUACAUCUUUAUUUAACAACUUGACAAAAGCCUAAAGACCAACAGUAUCUUAAGUGUAGAGCUAUGCUUCAAUCAAUGUAAGCAAAGAUAAUAUUUGAAUGACAUGACAAUUGUAAGUUUUACAAUAUAUCUAAUAUCUAUCUAUUAUCCACAGAACUGCUACUGUAUAAUAUUAUAAAUCUAUUCUAUGUAUUUUAUCUAACUUUAUAUAAUAUGUAACCGUUUCGCUAGCAAUUAUUUCUUGUAAAAUAGCUUCAUGUAAUGCUUCUAAUGCUCUUAAAUUACUCUUAACUUUUCUUCCAUUUGCUUUCAGUGAUUUUCUAGAUUACUAACAUUGGAGUUGGCUUUUUCUAACAUCUGCUGAGUACACCUUACACACAGUGAUGUUUCUUACAUCUGCAUGGUACUAGAUGCACAGAGUGAUAUUAUUAAGAACUAACUACUAGAAUAUGUUUGUACUGAUCUUUAUAUAGGUUUGGAUAAUGAUGUGCUAAAGUUUAAACAAAUUGAUGCUAAAAUAAUGUGCUACAUAUGUGUUUUCCAAACUGAUGCAUUUAUUGUAGUUAUAAAAUGUAAGCUUGUAAUUGUACUGGGAACUGGAGCUUGAUA
Ruditapes philippinarum (Manila clam) is the source of this 4175-nucleotide messenger RNA. Its product is annotated as protein Hook homolog 3-like. Bases 113 to 3448 code for a protein of 1111 amino acids. The record is from RefSeq and is a predicted model, not a curated record. Gene Ontology annotation, cellular component: centrosome; cytoplasm. NCBI's taxonomy places the organism in Eukaryota, Metazoa, Mollusca, Bivalvia, Venerida, Veneridae. Gene Ontology annotation, biological process: cytoskeleton-dependent intracellular transport; cytoplasmic microtubule organization. The transcript is spliced from 22 exons. Gene Ontology annotation, molecular function: microtubule binding; dynein light intermediate chain binding.